Molecule: messenger RNA, 3863 nt
Organism: Candoia aspera
Lineage: Eukaryota; Metazoa; Chordata; Lepidosauria; Squamata; Candoiidae
Product: low-density lipoprotein receptor-related protein 2-like
Exons: 16
Coding region: 463-3423 (986 amino acids)
Biological process (GO): receptor-mediated endocytosis
Cellular component (GO): apical plasma membrane; plasma membrane; signaling receptor complex
Molecular function (GO): calcium ion binding; protein binding; hormone binding
Source: RefSeq, a predicted model, not a curated record
GUCAGAUGCAGUCACCUGCACUUCCAAUGUAGAAGUGGCCAAUGUGUUUCUUAUUUCUUGCGCUGUGAUGGAAAUUAUAACUGCGAGGACCACUCAGAUGAAGAAGACUGCCCACUCUCCAAACAUCUACACUGCUAUGUGGAUGAAGCCAAAUGCCUUAAAAGUGGAGAAUGCAUCCUAAAGCAGUGGCUCUGUGAUGGGGAUCUGGACUGCAAAGAUGGGUCAGAUGAGCAGGACUGUGAAUUUUCAAAGAAACCAUGUGGUGCCCAUCAGUGGCAGUGUAGCACCUCAUCACAAUGCAUCCCAGACCAGUGGAACUGUGACAGGGAACGUGACUGCAGAGACGGGAGUGAUGAAAUUGGAUGCAGGCCCAGCAAAUGCUAUGGCUAUGAAUUUCUGUGUGGAGAAACCUGUAUCAAUUAUACUUUGGUCUGCAAUGGGAAACCUGACUGCCAAGGUGGAAUGGAUGAAGGCAGCAAUUGUGCCAUGCCAUGCCAAAAAUCAUGUGCUCACACUUGUUAUAAAUCUCCUAGUGGGCCUAAAUGUGCUUGUAAUGAGGGGUUCAGACUAAGAAGUGAUGGACACUCUUGCAAAGACAUCAAUGAAUGCAAAGAGUUAGCAGAUGAAAAAUGUAGUCAGACCUGUGUCAAUACGGAUGGCAGCUACCACUGCACGUGCCACCCUGGAUAUUUGCUGGAGCCUGAUGGCCACACAUGCAAAGUAGUUGGCUCUGAGCCAGCACUACUAGCUGCCGUUCAGUUUGACUUGCUCCUAUAUGGAUUAAGGACCAUGAAAGAGGACAUUAUUUUGAGAGUUGAUCAGGACAUCAUUAUCUUUUCCAUUGACUAUGAUUUUGUAACACAGAAAGUCUUCUGGAUGGAUCUUAAUGCAGAAAGUAUUAAGUGGGUUAAUAUGAAAACCAAGGAAAAGGGAACUCUAAUAAAAGGCAUCAAAUCUGACAGUAUAGCAGUGGACUGGUUAGGAAGGAAUCUUUACUGGACUGAUGGUAUAGCAGGACAGAUCUUGGCUACUUGGUUAAAUAGUACUUGGAAGCAAAAUCCUGGCUACACCAUAGUUCUUGAUGAUCUGGAGCAACCGCGGUCCCUAGCUCUCCACCCACUGGAUGGAUUUAUGUACUGGUGUGAAAUAGGCACUGAAUCCAAAAUAGAGAAAGCGGGGAUGGAUGGAAGUAAUAGAAAAGUGCUAAUAAAUGAUGGACUUGGUUGGCCCACCAGCAUAGCCAUUGACUUCUUGAGCUGGAGGAUUUUCUGGUCUGAUGACAAGUUGCACUGCAUUGGCUCAGCCUUUUUGGAUGGUAGUAAUGUGAAGUUUUUUCAGUUGACUGAGAUUCAUAGUCCCUUCUCAGUAAGUAUCUUUGAAGACUACAUCUAUUGGUCUGACAUGGAAACAAGGAUAGUACAGAAGAUAGACAAAAGGACAGCUAAAAAUAGAACAGUUCUCCUCAAGAGCCAUGGACAACCUUAUGGACUAAAGGUGAUACAUGAAGUUCUGCAGCCGGCAGCCCCUAAUCCAUGUGUAGAAAGUGGCUGUUCGUAUAUGUGCCUCUUAAGCACCAAGAGAAGAGGCUGCUUUUGCCCACUAGAAUUUGUGCUUUCAGAUGAUGGAAAGACCUGCAUUCCAUUAAAGGAGUCAGCAUUCAUGUUACUGAUUGCACAGACAGCUGUUACACAGAUCUACCUGAAAAAACUGCGUUCCAUAGCUGGGCAGGUGCCUCUUCCUAAGCACAGCACUCUCCCCUUGUUCAAUGCUACUCAUCUGACGGCUGUAGACUACUCUAUACGCAGUGCUGCAUUGUACUUCUCAGAGUUUGAUGAUGGCUUCAUAAACGUUCUGGCUAUUAAGGAUGCUGGAAGAGCUUCUUUGAAGAAGAUUCUGCCAGUCGAGGGUACUGUGAUAUCACUUGCACUUGAUUGGCUGAGUGCCAACAUCUAUUGGAUUGACAAUAAACAUCCGUCUGUCCAAGUGGCAGCAUCAGAAGGCAAAUAUACACAUGUGGUAAUUAGUGAUGGUCUUUACCACCCAACCACUGUGGUAGUGCAUCCCCCAACUGCAUCUAUGUGCAUUGUGGAUUUAGGUGGUGGACAUGGCACACCUGAUCCCUUGAUAGAAUGUGCUUCUAUGGAUGGGAGUAGGCGGAGGAUACUCUGGAAGAGAGCCCAGGUUCCUGUUGGUUUAACAAUAGUGGAUGCUGGCACCCGGCUCUAUUGGGCUGACCAAGCAAAAGGUACUGUGGAAAGCAUUCAUCUAGAUGGCUCCCAGUACAGACUCAUUCAAAGAGGACUGCGUGGCCUUACGCUUUUCACAGCUGGGGAUGGAAUGAUGUUCUGGACAACAGCAGCACGCAACCAUGCAACAAAGGUGUGGCAUAGUCAGCGGGAAAUGGUAGAAAACUGGUGGUUUCAAAUAAAUCAGAAACUUGUGGAUAUAAAGAUCUACAGCAAACUAAACCAACAAGGUAGAAAUGGUUGUUCAGAAGAGAAUGGGGGAUGUAGUCAGAUCUGUUUACCAAUUCCACAAGGACGAAGCUGCCGGUGCACCACUGGGUACAUUUUAGAACGUGAUACUGUGUGUAUCAAAGCCAUAAAAUGCUCAGAGCCACUUCAAGCCUGCUUGGAUAACAGCAAAUGUAUCGUAAAAGGACAAAUCUGUGAUGGAAGCAUUGAUUGUCAUGAUGGAUCUGAUGAGUUGAAUUGUAACUACAUUGUCAAGGAACCCCAGCCCAUAACUCCAUCUCAGACAACACUGCUGCAAACAAAACCAUUUCGUGAAAAGAAAACCCUGGCACCCAUCAAAAUCACCACUAAGAAACCUACCACUAAAAAGGUGCAUGUACAACCGCAAGAGACAAAACACAAGAGUACUACUGUUACUGAAUAUAAAAGUACAACUUCUACCACAAUGCAAAUCCUUCCUCCAAGAAGAGGACAGAGACCUACACUACCUGCACUGCGGAAAUGGCAAAAGCCUUCUCUAGUGCAGGGGGUCAAGCAAAGUGGCUUAGGGUCACAAGCUUGCAACAGUGAGACCUGUAACAUGAGAGGAGAGUGUACUGUGGAAAACCACAGAAUAAAGUGCAAUUGCAUGUUGGGAUAUAGUGGUGACCACUGUGAAGAAGAGGAACCAAAGUCUACAGCUGGUUCCAUUGUUUUGAGUAUCAUUGCUGUCUUACUACUUACUAUGGGAGCAGCAGGGAUCUUUAUCUACUUCAGGAAGCAAAAAUCACGCCGAAGGACAUCAAGUACAGGGUCAGAUAAAACACUGGCCAUCUACCAGAAGUAUGAUGAACCAGAAGAAAACAACUUUGUUGAAGAUGAAACAUGCAUCAAUGCAGCUUAUGACCCAGACCAGGAAAUGGCAGCUUCUCUGAAGACAAGGACAGGCACAGAUUUGCAAGAAAAAUAAUGUUAACUAUAAAUCUCAUGCUGUCUUCUUCAGAUGGAAUCGAGGAAUGAUUAUGUAGAACUACACAAUGGGGAUUUCUCAUUAAUGUCAAAUUCAGUGUAUUAACGCUGAGCCUGUUAGUUUCAAUUUUAAAUAGCAUUUUUAAAGCCAGCUGAAAGUAGCAAGCAUGGAGCAAUUCCACUGUUGGACUAGCUAAUGGGAUUAUGAUAGCAUGAAUUAGAUUCUGGAUUUACAAUGGUAUGGAGACCCGGUGAAAUGAACUGCAAUCACUUCUAGAGGCCAAACAGGGAUUGGAUCCAGUACUCACCUAGCAGCAGUGAUGCAGCUGACAAGCUGUAUGGUACUAGACCUACAGAAUAGUCAUAUACCAGCUUUGCAAAUGAAGGAUGAUGUAUGGUGUGUAAGAAGAACCAAAUGCACAAUAAAAACUUUGUCUCAAA